CUCCCGCGGUUGAGCUCCGAGUCGUCGUAGUCGAGUUCGCUACAUAAGGUAUACACUGAUUUUCGUCCCAAGCCUGGAGAGGAAAGUCAACAAUAGAUGCCUGUCUGCAAUUUCACUAUCAUGUCUUCCCUCUCGCAUCACCUGGUCGUCCAGUCGAACCUCUCAGUCACCCUCCAUCCUGUACAAAAAGAUAUCAGUGCACAACUUUAUUGCGUGACAAUUCAGCGUUAAGCCACUGAGAAACCGCCCUACCAAACUCUAGUACUUCAAUCGAGCAACGGACCCUUGAAUCACACUCUCUGCCGAAUCACAUCGAUCACCGCUUCAAAGACUCAAACCAACCGACCUGAGUUGCAUGGUUGACCUCGUCCUCGACACGCGCCCAUUGUCCGUUCCCAUCGACAAUGGUUCCUCAACCUGACUUUUAUCCUACCCUUCACCGUAUCCGCGACCUCGAGAGCGCCGGAAUCCAAGACUUGCAGCAGAUAAUUCAGACGUUUCCCUUGAUUGACAAUCAUGCGCACAACCUCCUGACCGAAGAGAAUGCGUACGGGAGCCCGGAAUACCCGUUCGAAUGCAUUACCUCGGAGGCGCAGGGUCAUGCGUUGACCGACCAUGUGCAUUCCAGUCUGGCUCAUAUGCGCGGAAUAAGACAGCUGGCCGAGUUUUACCAAUGUCCCGAAACACUGGAAGAUGUAAAGGCGGCGCGGUAUGAAUGGGUUCGCAGAGACUACCCUGGCCUGAUACAAAGAUCCUUUGCGGGAACACAUGCCAUAAUGAUGGAUGACGGACUGUCUCCCGAGAUCAUACACCCGUUUAAGUGGCACAGACAUUUUGUCCCCACUGUGUCGAGAAUAGUGAGGAUCGAAGCCAUUGCAGCGGAAUUACUCGAGCAUCUCGCCCACGCGGCGGGCUUUAUGAGAGUGGGACUCGAUGCCGACUGGGACAUCAGUCAGACCGAGAGCUUUCUUGUUCGCUUCAACACAGUCUUCCGUAACCAGAUCCGCACGUUGGCCAAUGACCCGGAUGUCCGUGGGUUCAAGUCUGUCAUCUGCUAUCGGACAGGGCUAGACAUUGGGCUGGAAAGCCGAAAGAACUUUCGUCCGCAUCAGUCACUGACCGAAUCGACCCUUCUGCAAUCGUUUCACGAAUUUUUGCAAAAGGCGGUGCGCGACCACAAAUACCGCAUUGAGCAGAAGGAAGUUAACGACUAUCUCGUGGUUGCCGUGUGUGACGUGCUGGAGAAGUUGGUAGAUACCGAUGGAGAGAACUUACCCUUCCAAUUUCAUACCGGGUUGGGUGAUGCCGACAUCGACCUGGUCAAGGCAAACCCGGCAUACAUGCAACCUCUGAUCGAGGCUUUCCCUCAUGUUGAUUUUGUCAUUCUGCAUUCGUCGUACCCAUACACCCGAGAAGCAGGCUAUCUCGCCGCCAACUAUGCCAACGCUUGGCUCGACAUUGGCGAAGUAUUUCCCAUGCUAUCCAGAGAUGGGGAGGACUCGGUGUUACGACAAGCUCUCGAAUUGACUCCCAGCUCCAAGAUUCUGUGGUCCACGGACGGACACUUCUACCCGGAGACGUAUUGGCUGGCAAACAAACACUUUAGGGACGCGUUGGAAAGACUACUUACCGCGUAUCUUGCUGCGGGAGACAUCACGGUGGCGCAAGGGAUUGACAUCGCCGUUGACAUUAUGUUCUGGAACUCAAAUCAACUGUACAAGCUUGACGAGGAACGCAAAUUCCCCGAACUUCUCCGGGCUUGUGGAAGGGAAACCGUCGACAGCAUGCGGACACUGGUCAACGGGGGUUCUAAACCACCGUCAUUCAGAUCAUAUGCCAGCACGACGGUUGGAAGCCAUCAUGGGGGUGCGUCCUCGUCACGACCAGGUCCAUCGUCCUCUGCCUCGGCUUUGAUACCAGGCCACACAAGUCGAGGUGCAACACCCCGAGUCCGCUCGACCAGCAGAGGCCCCCCGACAGGCCAGAGCUCGACAGCUGUGUUUGCACAGAACCUGACCGUGUUCGACACCUUCAUCCAAACCAACCCUGGCAUCAAGUACAUAUGGAUCCAGUUUCUGGAUUAUACAGGCACGCUCCGCAACCGGAUGAUGACAGUACAACAGUUUCGAAAGCAAUUGGCGACGGGGCAGACCACAACCAUCACCACAGCCCUGACGAGGCUGUUGCAAGACGACAACCCGGCGACAGGAUGUUCUGCGACGGGACAAUUCCACCUACUCCCUGAUCUGUCAACACUGUCUCUCAACAAAGGCAUCUCGUCGCCCUCGGCGACAGUACAAACAUGGUGGAUGGCAGACACGGAAACAGGACCUCCAACGGAACAUUGGGACCGAUGUCCACGCUGGCUACUCCAGACACAAGUGGACGCAUUACGCAAUGAAUUCCAAAUCAACGUCCUGAUGGGAUUCGAGCUAGAAAUCAUCUUCAUGCGACCAACUCCGACAGACGACAAGUCCGAUUUUGUGGAUUUCAGUCCCGUCCAUACCGUCCACUCCUGGUCGAACAUGACAUACCAACAACUCGAGAUAUUGCCAAUGAUUGAAGAAAUCGUCGAGAACCUGGCAGAACUCGACAUUCACGUGCUGCAAUUCCACUCGGAAGCCGCGCCGGGACAAUGGGAAUUUCCCUUGCCGCCCACCGACCCAGUCAGGGCAGUCGACAUGCUAUUCAAGACCAAAGACGUGAUCCGCAACAUCGCCAAGCGCCACGGCCUGAAAGCAACGUGCUACCCCCGUCCAUACGAAUAUACAUGUGGUAGCGCGAACCACGCGCAUUUCAGCAUCAACGGGCCCGGCGACACGGUGGAGCGGUACGAAGCACCCUUUCUCGCCGGCGUCUUGGACCAUCUGCCGGCCUUGCUGGCGUUCACGCUGCCUCUCGAAGAGUCGUACGAGCGCGUACGGCCUGGAAUCUGGGCCGGCGGCGAGUACGUGUGCUGGGGCACGCAGAACAAAGAAGUCCCACUACGUAAAUGUGGACCGGGGCAUUUCGAAUUGAAGACUAUCGACGGCAUCGGAAACACCUACUUGUCCAUGGCGGCCCUGUUGGCAUCUGGUCUCCAUGGUCUCCGCCACGACUUGAAGCUCGACAUCCAAGACUGUCUAGGUGAUCCUACGCAGAUUGGCGACCGUGACCGUCAAAGUCUGGGAAUCACUGUCCCGCUGCCCAACACGCUCGAAAAGAGUCUCAAGGCCUUGGAUCGUGACAAGAUCCUCCGUCGUGCCCUGGGCUACGCCGUCGUCGACGAUUACCUGGCCGUCCUGGACAGUUUGAUGCACAAAUGUCGUGGCUUUGGCGACGAGAAGAGAAGACUCUGGUUGAUGGCGAGAUAUUGAUGCUGAUCAAGCGCGGUAACGCAGUGGUUAGGUAGAAUACCUAGCUACCUAGCUACCUGAUCUCUUCGACACGGUCAUCAUGUUCCCCAGAGAUACAGUGUCAAGAUUUUGCUUUGCGGCAGGAAAUUGGGCGGGAAUGUAUUGGAUUGGGAUCGACUGGACCGGACCGAACUGGACUGGUGCCGUCGGAAGUUGGGCGUGGUGUGGGUUUUGAGCGCGAGUUUGGGCAUGUAUCAAUUUGAGAUGGAAGAGUUCAUCUGCGUGCUGAGCUCCUACUCCUACUAUUGCUUCUACUAUUACUAUCUGUAUGCCAAACUAAGCUAUUUGGUGCCGUGA
Messenger RNA from Exophiala dermatitidis NIH/UT8656, 3692 nucleotides. Its product is annotated as glutamine synthetase. Gene Ontology annotation, molecular function: glutamine synthetase activity; hydrolase activity. The transcript is spliced from 2 exons. The coding region runs from base 405 to 3356 and encodes 983 amino acids. The record is from RefSeq and is a predicted model, not a curated record. Lineage: Eukaryota; Fungi; Ascomycota; Eurotiomycetes; Chaetothyriales; Herpotrichiellaceae.